AUGGAGGCUGAGAAUGUAGUGUUUGGUCGUAUAUACGAGGAAUUGGGGGAGAAAGGUGGGGACAUGAAGUUUUUUCGGCUGGCUAAAGCGAGGGAGAGGAAGGCCCUGGAUAUGGACCAAGUAAGGUGCAUCAAAGAUGAGGAUGGGGGGCCUGGAUAUAGCGUUAGGGGACUUGGGGGAAUUCGGAGAGUCUCCGAGAUUUUAGGUAUUACAGGUGCAUUAAGGUGGAGAAGGUCAUGGGGGCUUUGCGACGAAGAGGAUGCCGGAGAAGUGGAGGUCGAGUACAGUGGUACUGUCGUACAAGAACAAAGGGAUAAGAAGAAGGAUCUGCACAUGGUGUUUAUUGACUUGGAGAACGCAUAUAACAAGGUCCCUAGGGAGGUGCUUUGGAGAUGUCUUGAGGCAAAGGGCGUGCCAGUAGCCUACAUAAGAGCGAUCAAGGACAUGUAUGAUAGAGUUAAGACUAAGGUUAUGACUGUCAGAGGCAACUCGGAGCAUUUCCCAAUUGUUAUGGGAUUACACCAAGGCUUUGCGCUUAGCCCGUUCGUUUUUGCCUUGACUUUAACUUCAGAAUUGGCGGUUACAAAAGCUUCUUCACACCAAGCAGAGAAAGACAAAGAGCGUCACGAGUCCUCCUUCUCAGAGCAGCUAUCUAAAGCUAGUGAAGAGAUCAGAGAAUUAAAGGCAAGUUGGGCUUUUUUGAAUUCUCGUCGUGAUACCCUACUUGAAGAUGGACAAGAAAACUUCAACCUGGAGUUGGAGUUAGCUAAAAUCAACAAAACUAUUGAAAAGGCUCAACAAACUCAGGACUUCCCUUCUCCCAUGGAUGAAGUUCCCGUGGCUGAAGUUCCCGUGGCUAUUGAAGCUAAUACGAGUAUCAUGACUAUUUCAAACUCGAUCGAGCCCGUUGCUGCAAGCCAAGUUGAAGCCGCGUCUACUGAUGCACCUGGCCAAAUUGAGCUUGCUGCUAUCGACGUUCCUGCCUCAAUACCACAAACUUCUCAGUGA
Molecule: messenger RNA, 1008 nt
Organism: Nicotiana tabacum (common tobacco)
Lineage: Eukaryota; Viridiplantae; Streptophyta; Magnoliopsida; Solanales; Solanaceae
Source: RefSeq, a predicted model, not a curated record